This is a messenger RNA of Trachymyrmex cornetzi, 1147 nucleotides long. RefSeq lists its product as uncharacterized. Bases 452 to 856 code for a protein of 134 amino acids. Gene Ontology annotation, cellular component: membrane. The transcript has 4 exons. The record is from RefSeq and is a predicted model, not a curated record. Lineage: Eukaryota; Metazoa; Arthropoda; Insecta; Hymenoptera; Formicidae.
UACCAAUCGCGCCGCAUCGCGUCGACCCUCUUGGAGGUUUCAUUACAAACACGCAGUCGGUACGUUCGAUUGCAUCUCUUUUCUUUUUUCUCUUUUUUCUUACUUCCUCUAUCUUGUCAUUCUAAACGACCGAUUUCUUGCCUUUCGCGGAAUAGAUUAGAAUUUGGUACAUUGGUUUAAUAAAAAAAUUAUUUGUGCGAUACACCCUUCUCAUCUCCAUUGAAGAAGGGAAGAGCACUGCAUGUGCAUACGAAACAGCAACCUCCUAUCUUACAAGAAGCGAUGUAAAGCAGACGAUUGGCGGAGCAAUGUAGUAUAAAGGCACCAUGUUCCUGUUGCUGUCAGUGCACGGAAGGAGGCAGUAGCCAAAGGCAUUCUCUGAUCCCUACCGAGAGACUACCUUUCGAUACAAGCACAUUCAACUUUUUUCCAAGUAAACAUACUGCGGAUCAUGAAGAGGCCCUCCAUCAGCAAGACAUUUAUGUGGACGUUUUGCCUGACCAUCCUUUUAUUUCUGCCGACGAGAACAAACGCCCUGGAGGAGAAUUGUACGGAUUUUCAGGGUGGCACUGUCAAACACGGCCUCCUUUACGUGCCAGGACCUGCAGUUUGCAGUCUCUGCGUCUGCUAUCAUUCCGAGCCUAUGUGGUGUCAAGCCAUUUAUUGUACGCCACCAUACAAAUGCAAAAGAUUCCGCGUGGGUGAACGCUGCUGUGAAUUUGAGUGUCUCGACGAUAGUGACGAUUGGAGUGGCCCGGAUGUGUACGACGCUGGCGGAUCGUCCAAGAUCCAAGAGCAGAGUUCUGUCCUGUACCUAUUGAGCAUAAUAUUGACCGCGUUAUCGAUAGUGCCUUAAUUACGAUCAGACGAGAUCCGCAUUGCAAUUAUCGUCGCCAUAAACCCUUAUCGGAUAUAAUUCGCGAAGAAUUCGUCCGUUAGUGAUAUUGGUGAAGAUAAUAUAUGAUGAUGACGACAGGAUUACGUACAAAGAAACGACUCGAAGCAGAUUUAUUUCAUACUGCGAAUACGCAGUAUUUUGGCGAACAGCAUAUUCUUCACCCGAUGUAGCAAUUAAGACGUCCAUGUAGCGCGAGCUUAGUUAAGGGCGGAGGGAGAGAGAGAGAGAGAGAGAGAGAGAGAGAGAGAG